AUGAGUUCCAAUAUCAAACGAACAAGCAUAAUAUUAAUUGCUGUUGGGUUAGCAUGUAUUUUAUUGGCAGCAUGGGCUGGGUAUGUCCUAUGUCAGAUGUACUUCACGAACUCUCUGCCAUUCGGCCUAUUUAAGCGUCAGCAACCACCACUACAAGCAUCUAACAAUACUCAACAACCACCACUACAUCCAAUGUUACAACAAGAACCCGACAAUGCUCAACCAGCACCACUACAGCCAAUGGUACAGCAGGCACCUGGCAAUGCUCAACAAGCACCCGACAGUGCCCAGCAACAAAGCAUAUGUGAUGAAGAUACGAACAUCCUGGAAACUUCUAAUGAGAAAACCCUCCAGUCUUACUACCAAUUAGGACUAUCCGGGAAUAUGUUUGCUCAGGAGAUUGUAGAGAAUGCCAUGGCAGACCUACUCAACCAACAGGCCUCCUCUAUAGAUAGCGCGCAUAUUUAUAAUAAGGUUUUGUUUAAUAUGAUUCUUAAGCCUUGUUUGACAUACAAUGUUGAAAAAGUCGACAGUGUCGCAUCGAUUUCCUCGUGGUUGCACAAGGCCGCUUUUGAUAAUCUGAUUUUCGAGAAAGAAUUCCCUGGCAAGAACGAUCAGGACGGGCGGUGGGCAAGAAUCAUUAGCUACUUUGCUCGUCCUUAUCAAUGGAUGUGCCAGUCCCUGUCUACUUCAAAGCUCGACGAAAUUAACAAGAAAGUUGCGGCAUACGAAUCUAGUAGCAAUAAUAAUCCCCUUCAAAAGAACAAGGAUCGUCAGGAUAUAACCAAGGAAAUAAUUCAGAAUGUUUCUAUGGCUGUUAAUCUUGGUGGCUUUGCUGACCGCUGCCAUAAACUUCGCUCGAAGCUAUUUGAUUAUAGAGAUAAACAAAAUCUAAGCAAUCUAGAAGAUGACACUAUACCAAUUGAAAGCUUGCUUUUCUUGCUGGACUGGAUUAGUUAUUUGGUUCCUCUACAGCCAAGCCACCUGGAUAAGAUCAAUAAGAUUUUAGAUGAGGCCGAUAUAGCUGUCAAUGCGCUCGAACAGAAACCUAGCAAACUACUAACCACCAAAGCGUAUAUGGCUUAUUUUUCAACCGUUUCCAAAAAGAUCUUAGAUGAAGUCAAUUGUGUCCUCGCUCUUCUUAAGAAUAUUCAUGGCUUCUUUGAAUCCCUUAAAGGCAAUUUUGCACUCAAGCUCCAAAAACAGAUAGACUAUUCUUAUAAGGUGAACACGGCAUUGGAGCUACUGGACUUAACAUUAGACUUGGAAACUAAUAUAGAACGGAUUCUAGAUCUUGUGGAAUGCUAUGAAGCAACUUUUCCUCUCUGGAUGAUUUAUCUUGGUCUAGUCAUAGGCUGUAGCCUAAACCAGGACCCGGCGCCUAGCAUCUAA
This is a messenger RNA of Nematocida homosporus, 1392 nucleotides long. RefSeq lists its product as uncharacterized. Lineage: Eukaryota; Fungi; Microsporidia. The transcript has a single exon. The coding region runs from base 1 to 1392 and encodes 463 amino acids. The record is from RefSeq and is a predicted model, not a curated record.